AUGGCUUUCUUUAAGCAGGUCCGGACUUUAAUGUCCAAGAAUUUCCGGUAUCUGCUCUUCCGCCACCUCACAAAGGUCAUCGUGAUGGCCUUUCUCGUGCCAAUCAUCCUAGCCGCCUUUUUCAGCUUUGCAAAGAACCUCUUCGUCCCACCUGCAAUUUUCGGGUUCGGAGAGAUUCAUCCUAUCAAAACUCUAUCGCAAGCUUUCGACGCUGCUUUUAACAGUGGACGGUACAAAGUCGUGCUUGUCGACAACGGAUUCACAGGAGGGAGCAUAGAGAAUGUGCUGGAUCAGCUUCAUACGCAAAUAACAGCACAGGGGCCUUGGAUCGACGUCGUCAGAACAAACAGUGAAGAUACACUGGUCACCGAGUGUCGAAGCAGCCUGCGAGGAGUUACAACCUGCUUUGGGGCUGUCGUCAUGCGGUCGUCGCCAAAUGAGGGAGACGGUGGUCUAUGGAACUACACCAUUCGCACGGAUGCCGAGAUGUCCGACAGCCCCCUCAAGAUCAACGUUGAUAAGUCUGACAAUCCCGAAGAGGUCUAUCUUUUACCUAUUCAACGCACCAUAGAUGGCCUCAUUGCCGGUCUAAACAGCACUGAGGCGGCACAGGCUCUUGCCAACACUCAGGAGAUGCCCUUCACCAACUUGACCCAGAAAGAGAGAGCAAAAAAAGUGAGGGCAAUUUUUCACAAAGCUAUUGUGAAUUUUAUGGGAGUUGCCUUCAUUGCCUCCGUCAUUUGGAUCACAUACCACCUGACUGGCCACAUUGCUACCGAACGUGAAACUGGCAUGUCGCAGCUUCUGGAUGCCAUGAUGCCUGUUAGCAAGCCGUGGAUGUCACUAGCAGCCCGUAUCAUCUCCCACCAUCUCUCUUUCUCAAUCAUCUAUUUGCCGGCGUGGGUUAUAGGAUCCGCCAUUGUGAAAUAUGGCGUGUUUUUCUACACCAAUCUUGCCAUUGUUCUCCUCUUCCACAUCACCGCAGGUCUUGCUCUUGCGUCUAUGUCUAUCCUGUUUGCCUCCUUCUUUAAGAAGGCCCAGCUCAGUGGUAUUACCGCUAUUCUUGUCAUCCUCUUGCUUGGCAUUCUGGCGCAAUCUCUCACUCAGCCCUCAACGGGACCCGUGGUGAUUUUGUCAGUGCUCUUUUCGCCAUGUGCCUAUGUCUACUUCAUCACCCUCAUGUCUCGCUUUGAGAAGCAAAAUAGGCCAACCAACCUUGUCGAAAUAGCCCCCGACAGCCCCUGGAAGCUUCCAGGCAUUGCUCUCUGGAUCUUUCUGGUUGUUCACAUUUUUGUAUACCCACUUCUUGCCGCACUGAUCGAGCAGCGCCUCUAUGGUACCUCCACGGAAGGCCGCAGCAUAUUAAAGGCCGGGGAUGGAAGUCUUGGCGAGGUUGCUGUCAAACUUGACAACUUCACCAAGAUUUACAAACCUAGCUUCUUCUCGCGCGUGUUUGCUAUGGGCUCCAAACCUAAAGAGCCUGUUGUAGCCGUCAAUGGGCUUAGUUUCGACGUCAGAAAGGGCCAGAUUGUCGCCCUUUUGGGUGCCAACGGGAGCGGCAAAAGCACGACCUUGGAUGCAAUUGCAGGCCUGAAUAAACUUACCAGCGGAUCAAUUACGAUCGACGGCAAAGGCGGCCUUGGUAUUGCGCCGCAAAAGAACGUCAUAUGGGACGACUUAACAGUCGAGGAGCACCUCAUCAUUUUCGGCAAGCUCAAAUCACCAUAUGCACCGGCAACCAAAGAACAGAUUACCGAAUUAAUCGACUCUAUUGACCUCGUCCAUAAACGAAAGGCUUUGGCUAAAACUUUGUCUGGAGGUCAAAAGCGAAAGCUGCAGCUUGGAAUGAUGUUGGUAGGCGGAAGUGCUGUUUGCUGUGUGGAUGAAGUGAGCAGCGGCAUCGAUCCGCUAUCUCGACGCAAACUCUGGGAUAUUCUACUGGCUGAGAGAGGAAAGAGGACUUUGAUUUUGACUACCCAUUUUCUGGACGAGGCCGACCUUCUUGCUGAUCACAUUGCCAUCUUGUCCAAGGGAACACUGCGGGCCGAAGGUUCGUCUGUGGAGCUCAAGGAUACACUUGGAGGCGGUUACAGAGUCAACGUACACAAGAACCCGGAUAUCAGAGAAACGCCUAAUAUUGCUGGUGUGAGAAAGAAGGAUGCUUUUGACCUGAUCACCUAUGUUGCCCCAACGUCUAGACUAGCGGCAGAGGUCAUCAGAGCACUACAGAAGGAGAAUAUCACAGACUAUCGCUUCUCUGGUCCCACUAUUGAAGACGUAUUUCUGCAAGUUGCGGAAGAAAUCAGAGACGAAGAAAUCUUCCGAGAGACCGAGACCAUUGUCGAGAAAAUGCCAAUCAAAGAUGACAGCAGCUUUUCGCGGGAUUCCUCUAGUCCGCAAAUGGGACAGGGGCUUGGCCUAAAGCUUCUUGAUGGCAAACGAUUGGGCUACUUUGAACAAGCCGUCAUCCUAUUCAAGAAGCGUUGGACAGUGCUGAAGAGAAAUUGGAUACUUUACGCCAUUGCCUUCCUGCUUCCCAUCAUGGCAGCAGGAUUAACUUCUCUUUUCGUCAAAAACCAAGAGCCGACAGGUUGCAGGCCCACUGACCAGGCCUCGACCUCUGAUACUGAGGACGCAUUUACUCAAAUCGGUGACGGUGAUAGCCUCGUUUUCCUUGCCGGACCAUCUAACAAAUUCAAUCAGACGCUGAUUUCGAGUCUCUUCCGACCCAUCUUUGGUAUCAACCCUAGCCCCAUUCUCAGCAUCGCUGCGUCUUCUCUUAGCAACCUUCACCUCGUCGAAACCUUUGAUGAAUUCAAUCAGUUUGUUCGGGACAACAGCAAAAAUCUCACUACAGGUCUGUGGCUUGGCGACGCCAACACAAAUCCCACCGUUGCCUGGGUUGGUAACGUGUUUGUUACGAGCCCACUUACGGCUCAGCAGUUCCUCGACGUGAUGUUGACGAACACUACGAUUGCCACAUCAUGGUCUUCCUUUGACGUUCCUUUCAACUCCUCCAUCGGAAAAGCUCUCAAUUUGGUCAUCUAUAUGGGCUUGGCGCUCGCUUGCUACCCAGCAUUCUUCGCCCUGUAUCCGAGUAACGAGCGCAGGCGAUUUGUGCGCAGCUUGCAGUACUCCAACGGCGUCAGGCCAUUCCCCCUGUGGGUGGCCUAUCUUUUAUUUGACUUUAUAAUGGCCCUGGUCAGCUCCGCAAUUGUCACUGCCCUAUGGGCUGGACUGUCAAACGUUUGGUACCACAUUGAAUAUGUCUUUGUGGUGCUCUUUUUGUAUGGCCUGGCUUCUAUAUUGGUGUCAUAUAUGGUAUCUCUGUUCACCAAGUCGCAGCUAGCCACGUUUGCCUGGGCGGCUGCCGGGCAGGCAGUUUUCUUCCUCGGCUACUUGAUCGCCUAUGUCUGUGUCAUUACAUAUGUCGAGGUCUCCAAGAUUGACAACACACUGUUGGUCUGCCAUUUUGUCAUCUCAGCAUUCAUGCCUGUCGGCUCAGUGACUCGAGCACUGUUCCUCGCAACAAACCUCUUCUCUACUGCCUGCGAUGGCAACGAGCUUUCUACAAACCCCAGCGGCCUCAAGGCGUAUGGAGGUCCUAUCCUUUAUCUCAUUAUCCAGUGCAUCAUUCUAUUUGGACUAUUACUUUGGUUUGACAGCGGAAAUGUAGGGUCUUCUGUAAGAGCUCUAUUCAAUAACCACAAGCACCCAAACAACAUUACUCAGGCAGAUGAGGAAGUGAUGCAAGAAGAGCUUAGGAUUGCGAAUUCUGCGGAAGAUGAUGGCCUCAAAGUUUUGCACUUGACAAAGUCAUUCGGGAAGAACCUCGCGGUGGACAACGUGAGCUUUGGCGUGAAACGUGGCGAAGUCUUUGCUCUCUUGGGUCCAAAUGGAGCAGGCAAAUCCACCACCAUUUCACUCAUUCGGGGUGACCUCAAGCCAAACCUCAAUGGCGGAGACAUCUUUAUUGAAGACGUGUCUGUGACAAAGAAUCUGGCUGGUGCGAGAGCAAACCUUGGUGUUUGUCCCCAAAUCGACGCCUUGGAUCAGAUGACUGUUAGAGAACAUCUGGAAUUUUAUGCUCAGGUUCGGGGCAUUCCUAAUAUCGAGCAUAACGUCACCGCAGUCCUACAAGCCGUUGGCCUCAGCUCUUUUUCAACACGCAUGGCAGCCGCCCUUUCAGGCGGCAACAAGCGCAAGCUGAGUCUGGGAAUUGCUCUCAUGGGCAACCCUGGUGUCGUCCUGCUUGAUGAGCCCUCAUCUGGCCUAGACGCCGCAUCCAAGCGAGUCAUGUGGAAGACGCUCCAAGCUACGGUCCCGGGCCGAUCCAUCUUAUUGACAACACACAGCAUGGAAGAGGCCGACGCGUUGGCUGGUCGUGCUGGCAUUCUAGCCGGACGAAUGCUCGCUCUCGGUACGCCUGAUGACCUGCGGCAUCGCUUCGGUGACGCCCUACAUGUGCAUCUUGUGUCGAGCACAGCCCCCAGGACAACAGAAGAGGAGAUGGAAGCCAUCACGUCGUGGAUUCUCGAUACAUUACCCACAGCCAAGCUUGAGUCGAAGAUGUACCAUGGACAGCUGCGAUUCUCUGUUCUCUCGAGCCAAGUUCUUGCUUUCACCAAAGAUCCAGGUGCCGACGAUGUGACACCCGUUGGACAUGAUAUCAGCCAAGGAGCCAUUGGGCGACUCGUCGUCCUACUAGAAGAGAACAAGGCUCGCCUAGGUGUUGAGCACUACAGCGUCAGCACUACGACGCUUGACCAGGUCUUUUUAGAUAUUGUUGGUCAACACAACAUCCAGGAGGAGAAUCACGAGACGAAGCCAGGUCUGUUGAAGCGGAUGCUGAAGUUCAGAAAAUCUUGA
This is a messenger RNA of Trichoderma harzianum CBS 226.95, 4869 nucleotides long. RefSeq lists its product as hypothetical. Gene Ontology annotation, cellular component: membrane; intracellular membrane-bounded organelle. The record is from RefSeq and is a predicted model, not a curated record. The transcript has a single exon. Gene Ontology annotation, biological process: transmembrane transport; lipid transport. Gene Ontology annotation, molecular function: ABC-type transporter activity; ATP binding; lipid carrier activity. NCBI's taxonomy places the organism in Eukaryota, Fungi, Ascomycota, Sordariomycetes, Hypocreales, Hypocreaceae. Bases 1 to 4869 code for a protein of 1622 amino acids.